Trypanosoma theileri is the source of this 2556-nucleotide messenger RNA. RefSeq names its product putative inorganic polyphosphate/ATP-NAD kinase, putative,poly(p)/ATP NAD kinase. NCBI's taxonomy places the organism in Eukaryota, Euglenozoa, Kinetoplastea, Trypanosomatida, Trypanosomatidae. The transcript has a single exon. The coding region runs from base 1 to 2556 and encodes 851 amino acids. Gene Ontology annotation, biological process: NAD+ metabolic process; NADP+ biosynthetic process. The record is from RefSeq and is a predicted model, not a curated record. Gene Ontology annotation, molecular function: NAD+ kinase activity.
AUGUUCAGACGGGUAAUACCGCUUUGCUGCUGGUAUAAUGUGCCCCAACUUUCUCGUGUUGGAAUAUUCCCACUGCACUUGGAUCCACCUACUGUGCAGCACCGUGAACUCUUCCGCCUGCUUGUAGGCGAUACUAAUAAUAAUAACAAUAAUAAUAAUAAUAUUAUUAAUAAUAAUAAUAAUAAUAAUAAUAUUAGCAAUGGGGUUGAUAGUACUAAUAGUAGUACUUCCCUCUGGUAUCUAGAGCCGUUAGCGGAGAGCCUUAAGAAGAGUGAACGAGUCCCCUUUGAUCAUCUCAUUGUAGUUCCCAACACACGUUUUCCAGUCGCACUCCGUCUCUCUACACAUUUAGCCGCACUUACAACGCUGGUGACUCGUGGUCUCCCUCGGGUGCAUGUGGACUUUACCGCACUAGAGCACCCAGAUGAGGAUAUGCCAUGUGUAUAUGAAUUAACCCAGCGAUAUAAGAAUAGUACAUUGGUACAUUGGCUACAAGAUGCACAUGAGAUGCAGAAGUGGGCACACUUUGGUGAUGUUAAGCUGCAUGUGCCAAUGUUACUCUUACAGACAGUCAGUCUUCCGGUUUCUGUAGUAGGUAGACCACCAGAUGCCCGUUUGAUUGAAAAGACACGUUUUGGUAGCAGCGGUAAUAUGUUAUUUGAUACCAACACUACAUCUGAGUUACACCGGCAGAAACCACAUUUACAAGAAUAUCAAGAAAAUGAAGAAAGGAAGCACGAAAAGAAGCACGAUAAGAAAUCUCAAGAGGGAGGCAAACCACAGCAAAUGGAAAAGGAUAGAGAGAGUGCUGUGUGUUUUGAUGAUUGUGGUACCUGUAGCACCUGUGGGAGAUCACCACGUUUAAUGGCGAAGGGUCGUGGAGAAGAAGAGGUAGAGAUUAGCCGUUCAUACAAGAGUAGUUCAACUUCAUCAUGGUUAGCUUCAUCUGAUGACCUUUCUAUGAAUCAUUUAGGGCCCGUCGAUGCUGUUGAUACAAGCAGUUACACCAGUAAGUAUUAUUCCAAUAGCAACAAAAAGACACAAAACAGUAGUAUUAGUACAAGUACUAAUAAUGGUAAUGAUGAUGGUAUUAGUAAUCAUAGCAGUAGUGGUAGCAAUAACAAUAACAGUGGUAGUAGUGGUGAUGGUAGCAAUAGUAAUAGUAAUAGUAAUAGUAGUAAUAGUAGUAGUAACAUGGACACAUGUAUGGAUAAUAAAUACGGUAGUAAAUCCAAUGAUGGUGGUGUACUGCAAGAUAAUUCCACUCUAUCGGGAAAUAAUCCAUUACUAUCUACAGAGAGUGAAGAUAAUGAUACGACCCUACGUGAUACAGUACCAGCACGUCGUAAAGUGCGUCAUCUCAUUGAAGAUCUUUUUUCCACUCCACACGAUGUAGAGAUUGGAGAUACCAACAUUCCCCCACAUGGACCCGCACCGCAUGUGGAAGUACAUGCUGUUCAUCGUUGCACAGGUGCGGAUGUACGACAGGCAUUAUGGGAACGUGAAGUAGAUCCCGCCCUCAUCCUCACAGAGCCUGUGCAUUGUUAUAUUAAAAGCCACAGUCUCUAUCAUGAUUACCGCAAGGAUGCUUCUCCUAAAAUGGCACUUGUAGCCUAUCACAGUUUUAGUAGUAGUAGUGGUAGUGGAGGCGGCGGUGGUGGUGGUAGUCGUAGUAGUGGAGGAGGCGUUGUUGGCGGUGGAGGAGGAUUUGGUGGUAUUCGCCGGAGUAAAGUUGCCACUCUUUGUUUCUCUGCAGCCCUUGCAUUUCCAGGUCUUAUUCCUCGUUUGGAAUUACACUAUGAUAAGAACAAUCUACUAGCACGGGAAUAUUAUGAAAGUCUGAGUGCUUUUCAAGCCUGCGGCGAUGAGGAACCCGAUCUCAUUGUUCCCAUUGGUGGAGAUGGAUAUAUGAUGCAUUGUAUUCGUAAUAACUGGAGUCGUUUUAUUCCUUUUUUUGGUGUCAAUGCGGGUCAUGUUGGAUAUUUAUUAAAUGAUGCCUCUACACUGAGUGAACUCUUCUCUGCCCCAUUAAAACUACAUACUACGACGAUGCUUUACUGCCUUGCUGAGAAGGAAACGGAAACGGGAGAAAAACAUCUUCUCUCUGAACUUGCCUUUAAUGAUGCAUGGGUGGAACGCUCAAGUGGACAAACAGCUCUUAUUCGUAUUCUUGUAAAUGGCGAGGAACGUAUUCGACUUCUCCGCGGCGAUGGGGUUCUCGUCGCUACUGCGGCCGGCAGUACGGCGUAUUGUCGAGCUCUCGGCGCCUCUCCUGUUCCCGUUGGGGCUCCACUCAUUCAAGUCGUGGGAAGUAAUGUCGUCUCUCCUGCCCAGUGGCGGCCUACACAUCUCAAUCAAGAGGAUCAAGUGGAGUUGGAGGUGUUGGAUAGUGCACGAAGGCCGUGUAGAUGUUUUGUGGAUUCGGUGGAUGUUGGGAAUGUUACUCGGAUGUUGGUACGCUCUAGUAGAGCAGCAGGGGUGGUGAUUGCCUUUGCAAGUAGUUGUGAUCUGCAGCAGAAAUUAUAUCAAAUGCAGUUCCCAACAGGAGCGUCAUGA